Messenger RNA from Rotaria sp. Silwood2, 483 nucleotides. Lineage: Eukaryota; Metazoa; Rotifera; Eurotatoria; Philodinida; Philodinidae. The record is from the annotation of a GenBank genome assembly.
AUGUCUGAUGGAUUAAGAGAACAGCUACACGCUGAACGAGUCGAUACAGAUAUAUUUAAAGCGAUUGUUAGCAUGUUAUUUCAUUUUGAUGUAUUACCAUCAACUGAUAUACCAGUUUUAAUUUGUUGGUUUGUUGGUCCAGCCGCAAUUAUGAUAGAAAAUCUAAGUGAAAAAUUAGUUGGGCAAAUUUGUCAUGAAGUUCUCUGCAAUUGUUUGAAUAUUGCUCAAGAAAAAUAUCAACCAGUUCGAAUACUUAAAAGCGAAUGGCAUAAUAAUAAAUAUAUUCGAGGAUCUUAUUCGUAUUCGUCGAUUAAAUCAAAUAAACACGAUCGAAGACAAUUGCGAGCAUCGUAUGCACCAGAUGGGAUUCGAAGAAUUCUGUUUGCUGGUGAAGCAACACAUGAACACUACUAUUCUACUGUGAACGCUGCAUUUGAAACUGGUAUUCAAGCUGCAAAUAAGAUUUUAUCAACUAUUGAUUAA